Molecule: messenger RNA, 2976 nt
Organism: Anopheles funestus (African malaria mosquito)
Lineage: Eukaryota; Metazoa; Arthropoda; Insecta; Diptera; Culicidae
Exons: 2
Coding region: 1640-2422 (260 amino acids)
Source: RefSeq, a predicted model, not a curated record
UGGGACCCUUGUGCACUUCCUUUCCACGCCCCAACAUCCACCCCCACCCCAUACUCCCUACUUGUUACGCGCAUUUGUUGAGAGCCGGGUCCACUUACAUAUAUUCCGCUGAAAACCGUUACAGACGACGAGCAGCAUGUGUCUAGAGCGGAAGGUGUUGGGUUGGAAAGGGGGGAGGGAUGAUGAAGCAUCAUUUCUUCUUGCUUGCUCUCUUUCUCUCUUUCUAUGUUGUGCACAAUAACUUACAAAACAGCACACUUCCGCGCGAGAUCUGUUCCAUAUACGAAGCGCGGGCGAUGGAUCUGUUUUGGGGAUGCUUUGGAGGGGAAGAGUUGGGCAAUGUUGAGGAUUGAACUAUUAACUAGUUUUUCCACCGCACACUGCACACACUGACACACACACACGCGGUGUGUACACAUGUGCGCAUACCAGCGCGCGCGAGUUAGGGGCGAGUUCCUUCAACUUUCAAAGUCGCCAACGUCAGCAACACUCCACGACGUCCAGAAGCGGGAGUUGGGGUAUUUUUAUUUUGUUGUUCGGGUUUUUUUUAUUAUUAUUCGCUUUUCCUUCUUUGCCUGCGUGUGCACACACGAUGCAUUUGAUGCGGUUUUAUGUGGUGGAAAUUUUUAAAGCGUCGCAUAUGGGGAGGCUGCUGUUGUUCCUUCUGCCUGGCCGUGUACUCCACGUUGUGGUCAGCUUUGUGAACGGGUUGUGUUAGUUUCUUGCUUUUUUAAUCUGUUUCAAUCGUAUGUUGUUGUAAUGAAUGUUGAAAUAGUUUACGAUCGUAAACAACAUUUUCAUGGAGUAGUUUGUAUGGCAUUUUUUCUUCCAGCAUAACUUGCUUAGUACGGUCAGAUACAUACAGUAUAUCAUUGCUAGUAUGGUGUCUGGUUUAAUGAUUGAUAAGUGUCUAUUGAAAGUUACUAUUCCAUCAGUUCUAGUGAUGUUUAUAUUUUUCUAACCAGAGGGAGUUAGAAAGAGAGUGAAUUAAUUCAAUUCUACACGAAGAGUUUUUGUAAUUCUAUUGCGAAUUAACGCAUUUAUAGGGAUUUUACUAAUUCAUGAGAUAUUUAACUCAUCAGUGAUUUGUUUGGUGAUCUAAUUCUACGCGACGAUGAGUGAGCUCACUACUUGUGAGAAACACUAUCACCAAGAGUGAGUUAACUUCUUCUUGUAACUCACUCACUUUGAUGUUCACAAGGGAGUCGGUAUUCUCAUUUUCACUGCUCACUGAUCUUAGUUUUGCAAAGAAUUCUCAGAGAUCUUAGUCUUGCAAAGAAAUCUCACCAUCUGAAGGCCUCCUGAAGUUGCAAUACUUAGUUGCCAACUUUUGAAGGAGAUCCAUUUCGCUCUAAACUCAUUAAGAGGUUUUCGCAAGUUUAGCUCGACCAGAGGGUAGGUGUUAAAUAGUGUUUGUUUUGUUAGCGGUUAGAUGAGUUUUUUGCACAUUUUUCGCAAUAAGUUUAACGGGACAACUCCCUUGAAUUCUAUUGCAAAUAUCUAUUAUCUUGCAAUAUUGCACCUACAUGUAAAUUAAUGCUAGAAUUCAUCCUGAGCUUGAAAAUAUGUUUAGACUCCUGGAGGUACUCUCAAUGUCUUCAGCAUGAUUUAGUCCCCGUUCGAAACCUAAACAGUAAUAAUGUCAGAACUAAAUCCAGUGAAGCUUCUAGUGUUGCUAUCAUAUUUCCUAGCUGUGUUCGGCACAAUCGAAAACGAUCAGGUCAAAUCACGCCAACGACGCUUUUUAAUCUUUCCACGCGCCAAUCCACAACGUUUGCAGCUGAUCGGCGGGUUUGGUAUACCGGCCGAUAUACAGCUCGAAUCCAUCACGAUGGGAUAUGUGAUCAAAUCGGUCUAUUUCUUACCCUGGAACUCGUCUCACUGGAUACCGCCCUUUCUCGAUCGUCAUGAGUUUGAGACAGCACGUACACCGCAUAUCCUUCGUAGACGAGAAUCCUCGAUGGCAACACCACUGGUGAUAGCGCCUCAGAAGUUGUACGAACUUUACGAUGGUCAGUCGGAUGAGUUGGACGAUGAAGAUCUACCCUCAGAGUUUGGAACAUCUUCACCACAAUCCCGAUGGACGUUUUAUCACAUCCUGGAACAGCUGUUCGAUCAAAAAGGUUUAAAUGGUCGUAGCUGUGUGUUGCGUGCAAUUUGUGAAGGUUCCGAAGCUAGUUUUACGCAUACGAGUGGAUUGAUUGGAGAAUUGUUGCACAUUGCGUUUACGCCUUCUUCCACUAAUGAUGUCCAGACGGAACCUCAUCACAUAUUGUAUGGUGAGGCGGAAAGGAUACCAGGAUUGAUGAGUGCUACCAAAGGUGGCGGUGCAUCGGUUUGUGCUGACAUGUAUGCCGAAUGUAAAUUAUCACUAUUGGAUUCUUUUUCGAGUGUAUUCCAUGGAUUAUUAAGUGCAAUGUGAGUUGUGGACUGAGGUGUAACUUUUUUUUAAUUUAUCCUUGAAUAAUGACGUGAAGUACGCAAUAGCUAAGAUUAGCCAAUAAGUUGUUUAAAAUGAUUUCUUUUUUAAUCAUGAACUACUUAUUAAAUGAUCUGUUUUGAUUUGAAAUAUUUGAUCAUUCUUAUCUAUGUAAGUGGUGUAAUAAAUAAGUGUGCUUUUAGAUAUUUUUUAAAGAUAAGAUUGAUUUUUUUUAUUCAGCAUUGUUUGGAUUUUUAUAGCUUUAAAACUUUACUUCAAUAUAGGGUCCACUUGUAAUCCGGGUUUUAUUUGAGUUCAAGUGAGAAUGUUGACACCGUUUCUCGAUUCUUUGCACGCAGAACUGGAAUAUUUAGUAGUAAUUCAAAGAUUAGAGCAAUUUCUCAGAGUUUUCUCGGGUGGGCUUCAUUUAGUAUUUAAUUUGUACUUUUGUUGAAGACAUUUUAAACAUCCGUUAAAUUAUCAAUUAUGCUCUAAGUAUUAAUAAAAGUUCGUCAUCAUUAAAAUAUUAAAAAAAAAGUUAGUAAAAGUUAUCCAAA